Messenger RNA from Fusarium poae, 453 nucleotides. RefSeq lists its product as uncharacterized. The record is from RefSeq and is a predicted model, not a curated record. Lineage: Eukaryota; Fungi; Ascomycota; Sordariomycetes; Hypocreales; Nectriaceae. The coding region runs from base 1 to 453 and encodes 150 amino acids. The transcript has a single exon.
AUGAUAUGUCUUGAUCAUACUCAGUCAAUUUGCCCCCAAGUCUUCCGGAACAUCAGCACAAUCGUUAUGCUUGUCGUUUUCUGGAUUCGCUCAUGCUACUUAACGAGCGACACGCAAAGAACCGCAAAGACACAGAACACGAUCUGGAAUGCCCACAUGUGCGGCUACGUUAUAUUCCUUAACCUUUGUGGAUGUUUUGGGGAGCUUCUAUUCGACACGAAUUGCCCCCUGAUAUACCAAGAGAUUGACCGCAUCAACAACACAGAAGCAUGGGCAGCGGAUGCCAUCAACGAGCUUCCCUUUGAACUCCCCGACCACUGCGUCCCUGGCUGGCACAACACGUGGAUUAUCUCGAGCCAUGAGGUCUGUUCACCACAAUGGUGGUCCAACUGCCCGUCUGUCACUGUACCGGGCUAUCCACAGCUUUGCUCUAUUGAAAAUGGAAGAAUUUGA